AUGCAGCUCUUCAUUCGUUCGGAUGUCGGACGUAUGUUGACUGUCUCGGUGGCCAACCCGCGGGCUAAAGUGCACGAGCUUUUGUCAUUAAUGGAAGCCAAAGAUUCACAUCUUUGCAGCUGUGGAUACCUUAACUACGGCGGUGUGCCGCUGCACGCGUCACGAUCUCUGACAGAUUAUGGCAUCCAGAACCACGCUACGCUGGACUUGUCACGACGACUGCAGGGCGGAUGCUUCAGCGUCUCGAUUUUCUUGUGGAUCCUGAUCUUUAUCUGUUGUUUAAUCAGCGUCUGCACUUGUGGCUUGUCAUUACCGGUGGCACUGUGUCUUCUACCACCGGCUUUACUCCUACCGCUCUGUUGUUUGUAA
This is a messenger RNA of Peronospora farinosa, 369 nucleotides long. NCBI's taxonomy places the organism in Eukaryota, Oomycota, Peronosporomycetes, Peronosporales, Peronosporaceae. The record is from the annotation of a GenBank genome assembly.